Molecule: messenger RNA, 1681 nt
Organism: Rosa chinensis
Lineage: Eukaryota; Viridiplantae; Streptophyta; Magnoliopsida; Rosales; Rosaceae
Exons: 7
Coding region: 621-1574 (317 amino acids)
Source: RefSeq, a predicted model, not a curated record
CUGAAAAUUCAAUCCGAGUAUCUAGCACUGUCUCAGAUAGUGUUCCAUCUGCUACAUCUGUUGAUGUUGGAGAGGUUAAACUAACAUAUCCAGUUGGUUCGUCCUCAGCGACCUCAGAGAUCUUAGGAAGCCUAGAGCCAUCAGGAAAGAAUGAGCAUUUAUUCUCAAGUGUCCCGUCCUUUGAUGUUGACAGAACUACCGAGCCUUCCGAAUCAGCUGCAGCAGAUACUAUGCAACCAUCAGUUAUGGUUGCGGCUUCUAAUGGAAGUGACGGUUCACAUUCUGUCUUUGGAAAAUCAGCCAGCGAGAAUGCAGACAUAUUCUCAGGAUUGGAAUGUCUUGACGAUCAUCUUACCCAAACUACAAGUGGUACAGUGCCUGCUUCCAGAAAGUCCCCUGAAAAGGCCAAUGAGGGAAACUGUGGUGAUCUGACACAUUGUACUGUUGAGUCUUCAGAAUUCUUAGCAUGUGAUGUUGAAGAAGCUCAAACUGUUUCUGAUUAUUGUGCAACCCAAGAUCCAGUAUCCAGCACAGAAGCUGCUAUAUCCAACGAACAUGGUGAUAUCCGGUUAGAAACAAAGGUAAAGACUCGUGCUUUGAUAGAAGACUCUUGUUGAGUAAUGUCUCUGAUUAAUAGUAUCGUUUAUGAUUACAUUCAGGAGUUUAAAACUUUAGAUCUUGUGUCUGAGGCUCCCAUUUCAAUUGGACGCCAUGCUGGAAAAUUUCAACCCAAGCUUAGAGUGAAGAAAGGAAAAGAGAAUCCAAACAUCCCUCACUCUGAAGUUGAGUCCACCACACUUGCAGCUUGUGAAAAUUUCGGAACGGGUGAAAUGGAUGAGAGCUCACUUUGUACCAUUCCGCCAGGAGAUGUUCAUGAUCACAUAAAUCCCACUUUUGGUGAUUCUAUAGCCCCAAAUCCAACCCCCAAUUUCCAAGAAAAUGCAGAAAGCCUUGCAGAAAUUACUCAGUUAGAUGAGGCUGUUUUUGGGGAUGCUGCCCAUUCUGAGGGUGUUUGUGGGAGGGGUCACAAGAGUGGAAAUGGAAAAGCUUCUACAGUAUCAAAUCAUCCUCAGAAGCGCAAAGGUUCAGCAGCUGAUGAGGCUAAAGAUGGGACAUCAUCCAGGAAGUCAAGGAAGCGGUUACCCCGUCAACAAGUUGAUGAGCCAGGGAACAACACUAACGAGGGCAGCUUCAAUGCUGAAAAUUCUAGUGAUUUUGAUGGCAAUGAAGAUAGGGAGAAUAAUACAGAACAGAGAAAAAGAGCCCCAAGAAAGUCCAAGAUACCUGUAUCUGAAAAUGAAAAACCAGUUAAAAAGCGUAAAAGCACCAAGAAAGCACCUGAUCAACCAACCGAAGACCCGACCAAAAAGAAGUUCUCCCAUUCAACUCGUAGAAAUAGAAGACAUGUGGACAAGUCUUUGCUUGAGAUCCCAGAGGAUGAAAUUGAUCCUCAAAAAGUGCCUAUGAAGGAUCUUAUUCGGCUAAGAGAGUAUAGGGAGCGCUUAGCGAUUAAAGAGGCAGCAAAGUUGAAAACUCCAGCGUCCAAUCAUAGUUACUUGAGUUGUUAUAUAUAAAUCACUAAUGUCUGGUGAGAUCUUUUUUAUUUUCCCAUCUUUUCAGGAUUGAUAGCAUAAUUUUUGCUGGGGAUCGUGAUGAUAUAUGAUUCAUAUGAUAUAUGAUA